AUGUCAGAUCAAGAUGCGAGUCAUGCGAGUCACUGGCCAUCGAGUGUCACUACACUCCAAGAAGCUCGGCCGCUCGUCACUUUCGACCUCAGCUUCGAGGUACAGCCAGACAUCAAGCCAUACGACACGCGGACUACUGGCUGGGUGAGAGAGGCGUUUCUCAAGAUCUACGUCGACACCUUUGCCCACGGCUUCGAUGCGGUUUGGGUGCCGCACGAGGAUCCGAUGAUCCGCGGUGUGCACUUCGUGCCCUCUCUUGAAUUCACGCAGACUGCCCAUUCCAUCAUCAAGGCUGUUGGAGAUUUCGUGGAAGAACCCUCUGCUCUGCCACCGCGCGCCUGCAAAGCCUAUACCACCCGCAUGGAAGGUGUCAUGUCGAGCUGCCUGUCUGAGGAGAACGAAUCGGCUCGAAAGUUCCCUAGGCGGGUGCGGGAGUUGGGUGGAGAACUUGGGAGAGCGGCGACUCAGAUCAAGAGGGGUGGGUUGCUUGAUGAGGAGAGCAUCACGAUCGCGCUCCGACGCCCAGCCGAUGGCGCCGACGCUGUCAAUGUCACCCGAGAGCUUGAGCCUGUCGAGACCGGACACGGUGGCAUUGUCAGUCGAGAAAUCUUCACGAUCGGCGGUGCCCAGCUCCUUGACCAAGGUGACAGCAUCCCAACUGGCCAGCCGCAGGUCCCAAAGGCGAAGCGGGGGUCUCGGUGA
Messenger RNA from Dioszegia hungarica, 702 nucleotides. RefSeq lists its product as uncharacterized. The record is from RefSeq and is a predicted model, not a curated record. Lineage: Eukaryota; Fungi; Basidiomycota; Tremellomycetes; Tremellales; Bulleribasidiaceae. The transcript is spliced from 2 exons. The coding region runs from base 1 to 702 and encodes 233 amino acids.